ACCCGCCAUCUCAUCGCCGUAAAUGUAAACAUGUUACUCCCACCGACCAGACCUCUCGAUAACAGGCUUUAAGCAUGUUCUCGCCAACCCAUGCAAAAGUACUCAGGAGAAAAUCUCAAUAACGUCUCUCUGAGGGCGGCCUGAUCCGCAGACGGAGCCGUGAUGGCUCACAAGAAGGCCCAACAGCAGGAGAUGGUCCAGGUUGGUUCGUGUCCCCUCCAUUUCGAAUAACCCUCUUGCGUUCUCUGAAUUAAGAGUGCUAGCUGACGCGGAGGUGCGCCGUAGAUAGAUCAGAACGACCAUCUUCGCCGUUCUGGCGAGGAAGGCCAUCCACGCCUCGUCAGACCUCGGGACAGCCAACCAAGGUGUUUGGCGCCUCAUAUUCCCACGCCGACAUGCUCAAGUUUGAGUCAUUAAACCUGGGACCACAUUCGAGGCCAAGGACACCUCCGGCGACAUCGGCCCGACGAACAUCGCAAACUCCUCCGUCAGACAGGCCGCACUUCCAGUCCCCAGAACGAAAACCUUACUCAGGCUACACCUCAUCCGCAUUGGGAGAGAGCUGGGACUUAGCUGGUGGAGGAGACCUUGAAGGAGACGACGACGAUCUGGUUUAUGAGGACGAUGAAGAUGAGUUUGGGCUGCCUAGCCUUGCAAGCAUGCGUCGAAAGAGGAGUAUAAAGAACAAGGCGCUGAAAGCCGAGCAAAUCGCGUAUCCGAGUCUGUCACAAACUACGUCUGCUCCAGCCCUGGCACCAUCCCCAUUCCCACGCACUGUCAGAUCGAACAGUUUCGAUAUUGCGGAAGAGCGGAACCCGCUCUCGUAUCCAAGCACAAAGAAAGGAGAAGGCAAGAUCUUGAGGCCUCAAUACAAAGACAUUCUGAGGGACCCAGCAAACUCGCUUCACCUCAUCAACUUCCCUUCCCUGCCGUUGAAUGCGACCCCGAAAGAAGCAGAGGCCCAUAGCACGCGGAUCUCCCGAAUCAACAAGUUCAAGCGAAUAUUACAAGCGAGUUCUGUGUCUUUGCCAGAUUUGCGAGCUGCGGCUUGGUCAGGGAUACCCGAAGAGGUGCGCGCUAUUACGUGGCAGAUUCUUCUUGGUCAUCUGCCAACCAACAGUGAACGACGGGUCGCAACCCUCGAGCGAAAGCGGAAGGAAUAUCUUGAUGCCGUGCAACAAGCUUUCAGUUCAGGGACAAUGGCAAGCAGGAAUGCAUCGAGCACAGGACUCGCGGGGCUUGCUUCACAGCCAUCAGUCAGCACAGGUCGCGGGAGAGGAUUGGACGAGGCGAUUUGGCAUCAGAUCAGCAUUGAUGUGCCUCGGACGAACCCUCAUAUACCGCUGUAUGGGUUCGAAGCCACACAACGCUCCCUCGAACGCAUUCUUUAUGUGUGGGCUAUCCGGCAUCCAGCAAGCGGAUAUGUGCAAGGGAUCAACGACCUAGCUACGCCCUUCUGGCAAGUCUUUCUCGGCACCUAUAUCACGGACCUGAAUAUUGAAAGCGGAAUGGAUCCCGGCCAAUUACCGAGGCCGGUCCUCGACGCCGUCGAGGCAGACACGUUUUGGUGCCUGACGAAGCUGCUGGAUGGCAUCCAGGACAACUACAUCGUCGCGCAGCCUGGCAUUCAUCGGCAAGUUGCUGCUCUGCGAGACUUGACCACCAGAAUCGAUUCAGGCCUGGCGAAGCAUUUUGAAAAUGAGCACGUGGAAUACAUGCAAUUCAGUUUCAGGUGGAUGAACUGCCUGUUAAUGCGAGAAUUGAGUAUCAAGAGCGUUGUUCGCAUGUGGGAUACGUACAUGGCCGAAGAGAAUGGCUUUUCUCAGUUUCACCUCUAUGUGUGCGCAGCAUUUCUCGUUAAGUGGUCCGACAAGUUGAUGAAGAUGAAUUUUCAAGAAAUCUUGAUGUUCUUGCAAGCAUUGCCGACUCGCGAAUGGACGGAAAAGGAUAUUGAGCUCCUUUUGAGCGAAGCUUUCAUUUGGCAGAGCCUGUUCCGCGGCUCAAGGGCGCAUCUGCGGACCCAAAAUAGCACCGUUCCGAUGGGUUCGCUUGGUCCUUCCACUUAACCAUUUAUCCUGCGAUCGACUAUCCUCUCUUCCUCCAUCGGGAAUCCGGCCCUCCAGUCGAUGUGUCUCCACCAAAUCGUUUGUCCAGAGGACUUGGGAUCCUCAUAUAGUCACUUCGGAUCUCCCUGAUCCCGAUCUGACAAGACUAGAAGUGGACGCUCGACGUUUCUAUAACGCACCCCCUUGAGCACGAGCUGACGGCAGGUGGAAUAUCAGGUCGACGACUCCAGUAUUUCAGAUUCGCGUCGUCUACGCUGAUGACAAAGGAGAGGGCCGACAAAAAUGUGAUCGUCUCUACAGUUAUCGCGACUUGCCUUUUCGUCAAUGCAAAGUGGACACGAGUGCUGUCCCCUCCGCUAGAUGGAGCAAGCCAUCCUCGUCAUUCAAGGGCCUUAUUGGACGGUCUUGCCAUUCUCCUCCAUGUCAAACAGGGUCUGUCCGAACAGCUGUGUCAAAGUUGCUUGUGGUGUCAGAAAGUAAGCGCUCGGCUUUACAGAUGCUGCGCUUGGAUAGCUGUGAGAUAAGUCGGCUGGUCCGGGACAUUGCGAGAUCGGCGUCUGCCGCAAGAGUUCGGAAAGAUAGUGGUACGUAAGAAAAGGAGGGUUGAGAUCGCGAGCCCAGGGAAAUUCGAAGCCAGACCCAGCCCUCAUGCACGGGGCUUGUUUCUUGCCACGCGGCGCCUAUCGCGAGUUUACCAGCAUAUUGAUCGCCAAUCUCAGCGCGAAUGCCGAUGAUACUGCUUGCUGUGUCAAGCCUUCAAGGGUUGAGGGGCGACCUGCUCCAAGGGGACAAAGAGUUCUAUGCGGUUUCAGUACAUCUGACGUAUAAGCCUCGUUCUCCAAGGCACCCUGAGCGGCGCAUUGCGGCCAAUUUCUCGAGUCAUCUUUUGGUUAUCGUGAAGAGCUGACCAUGAUUCUCAUGCAUAGAGCUGAUUCACCUCUGCCGUAACGUGACGAGGGAAAGAGCAUGUUGGUAUCGCAGACUCAUUCGGCGUCCGUUGAAAUGUCGGAGUUGAACUCGUCACUGGCCAUUCCUUUCCGGAACCCUGGCUAGGGUGGUCUUGAAGUUCUGCAAGAAAAGGAGAAAUACAGCAUUAAUGGACAACACUAUCAAUUGGCAACUAGCCAAGAGAGCUUCUAGGAUCAACUGACAUUCGGUGAAUCGUUCCACUUCAACAAACGGAUGUAGCGUGUUCGAUGUUGGCACUGCAUAGAUUUUUCAACGUAGAAAUCGUUGUUCCAUAGAUGUCGAGAUGUGACAACUUGGGAAUGUGCUACAAUGAAGGAGCAGAGCUGGGAAAUAGGGGUGCAGGUUGACAAAUACUC
Messenger RNA from Cladophialophora immunda, 3391 nucleotides. RefSeq lists its product as hypothetical. Gene Ontology annotation, biological process: activation of GTPase activity. The record is from RefSeq and is a predicted model, not a curated record. Gene Ontology annotation, molecular function: GTPase activator activity. The coding region runs from base 396 to 2066 and encodes 556 amino acids. The transcript has 5 exons. Gene Ontology annotation, cellular component: Golgi apparatus. Lineage: Eukaryota; Fungi; Ascomycota; Eurotiomycetes; Chaetothyriales; Herpotrichiellaceae.